AUGAAUGAUACGAAUGGUCAGAAUGAAGGACAAGAAGCCAUUCAAGAUGAAGAGCUCGACGGUCAAGAACCGGGGGAGACGGAUACUGAUCAAGAGCAAGACCCGGAGCAAGGCAACGAGACAGACCCCGAGUUCUCGUCCGCGUUAGAAGACGCGCUGCAGCACGAGGACGUGUCGUCGACCGUGCUUCUUUCGCACAGGGUCCCCAAUCGCAUGGGCUACCUUGUCUCUCCCAUCUCUCCAACCACCUCCUCCGCCUCCCAACUCGAUCUUAUAACGAAGGGCGCUGAGAACGACUCGCUCUCUCCUCCCCUUGCUGGCAUUCGCCGCAGUCACAGCAUCAGCGAGACGAGCAAGUCGGAACUGCAUCCGUUCCCCUGCCCGCAGUCACAUGGCUCUGGCUUCGGGUGUUCCUGUAACGGUGCCUUGGCUAUCCUGCUUCCGGAGUUUCAGCUUUCUGGACGGCUGGAGGAGGAGGAGGAGAAUGUUU
Molecule: messenger RNA, 490 nt
Organism: Closterium sp. NIES-65
Lineage: Eukaryota; Viridiplantae; Streptophyta; Zygnematophyceae; Desmidiales; Closteriaceae
Source: the annotation of a GenBank genome assembly